Ixodes scapularis (black-legged tick) is the source of this 2070-nucleotide messenger RNA. RefSeq lists its product as uncharacterized. Lineage: Eukaryota; Metazoa; Arthropoda; Arachnida; Ixodida; Ixodidae. The record is from RefSeq and is a predicted model, not a curated record. The transcript has a single exon. The coding region runs from base 1 to 2070 and encodes 689 amino acids.
AUGUCGUACAUACUGCGCCACAAAGAUGGUGACAAGGCAACUGCUGACCUUCUGAGGAUGAUUAACAUCAUUGCCCCUGGAAGUGUACCCCAGUCAAAGUACUUGUUACUGAAAGCUGUAGAUGCUCAUGCGGUAGAAGCAGAAAAACAUCACUACUGCCCUGUCUGCCAAGGGUACUUGGGUCUUCCUGGCGACAUCUCAAAAUGUGAGAAUUGUGAGACUGAGCCGGAUCCCGAGUCAUGUGCGUUCUUUUUAGUGUUGCCGAUAAAACAGCAGCUGCAGCGGAUUCUUGUGCAGCCAGAUCUUAAGUGGAUGGCAGCAACACCAACAGGGCCCGAUAUAUCAGACAUUGUUGACGGUCAAGAACAUGCAAGACUAUGCAGCGACUUUUCAAGUGACGACUUGUCACUCAUCUGGAAUACAGAUGGCAUUAGAGCAUUUGAAAAGUCGACGUACAAUAUUUGGCCCAUACAGUGCCAAAUACUCCAACUGGACCCAACCAUACGCAAACAAAACAUGCUAAUGCCAGCUAUUUGGUUUGGGUUUACCAAGCCAAAUAUGACAACACUGCUAACACCAUUCGCAAGGGAGCUGCAGGAACUAGAAGCCGGGUUUCCUUGCAUCAGGGAUGGGAAAACAGUAAACAUGCGUGUGUUUGCUGUGGUUUGCUCUGUGGAUGCUGUCGCAAGAUCGGCAGUAAAAAACUGCAAACAGUUUAAUGGAUUUUUUGGAUGUGGAUGGUGUUAUCACCCAGGGGGUUCCCAUUACCCGUACCUAGACCCUGCACCUGAGAAGCGCUCAGAGAAUGCCCACAUGAUAGAAGCAGCGGAGGGAACUCCUGAAACACCAGUUCAUGGCGUGAAGGGUCCCUCAAUCAUCAUGACCAUUCCACGGUUUAACCCUGUUGAUGGGUUUAUCCCAGACUACCAACACUGCGUUUGUCUCGGUGUCAUGCGGCAGCUGCUGAAGCUGUGGCUUGACACCGAGAACCAUGAUCAGCCAUGGUAUGCUGGGACUAAACUAGUGACCAUGAAUGCCAUUCUCCUGGGCAUCCUGCCACCCACAGAGGUCACCCGCACACCCAGGAGGUUUGAGGACAGAGCCUUCUGGAAGGCUUCAGAGUUCAGGAUGUUACUUCUUUUUUAUGGCUAUGUUGUUCUCAAGCCUGUUUUGCUAGCACCAUACUUCCAGCACUUUACAUUGCUGGCAUAUGCCACAUACCUGCUACUAAAACAGAGCGUAUCAACCUCCGAGAUCUGUGAAGCUCGGGUUCUGCUGAGCAAGUUUGUGUUACAAAUGGGAAGACUGUACGGUGCAGAACACAUGUCAUACAAUGUGCACCAGCUUCUGCAUCUGGCAGAUGCAGUUGCUGCGUGGGGACCUCUGUGGGCAAACUCUUGCUUCCCAUUUGAGGGAAGGAACGCAGUUCUGCUUAGUUACUUCUCGGGCACACAGUGUGUGGGCCAGCAGAUUGCAAGGACUUUUCUUCAGUGGCAGCAGCUGGCCCCAUUGAUAACCAGGAUGAGCCUCCCACAGGCAGUAGUGUUUUUUGAAGAAAUGAUGGGCCGAAAGACCAUGGGGCGCACAGGUACCCAAAUUCCAGUCGUGUACACACGCCACAACACAAGUGCCCAGAAUGUAAGAUUUGAGGUGGCAGUAGAGAGGGCUUUAGAUGCACCGCCAUCAAGCCUGACUUAUUACCACCGCUUUCAGUGCAAUGGCAUUGUCUGGAACUCUGAGUCCUACCCAAUGCCAAAAAGAGCCAACUGUGUUGCUCAACUCAGUGAUGGAUCUUUUGGCAUUGUGCAGGCACUCGCAGUGUUUAAGCUUGCAUGUACUACGUCUGACAUCCAACACAUUGUGCUUAUGGAGAAACUGCAGCUGACUCCUACGGUAGUUUUUAAGGACGUACAGCUAGGACUGCCAUUUUUGUCCGUGCGUGAAGGUGCAAGAUCGGGUGUUGUCACAGCUUGCAGUUCCAAGCAGCUAAUGACCAAAUGUGUCAUUAUGGACCGCACCGAAGACACUUUCCUUCUUGUGCCCCUACCGAACAAGGUAGAGCGCGAUUAA